This is a messenger RNA of Amphimedon queenslandica, 913 nucleotides long. RefSeq lists its product as uncharacterized. Gene Ontology annotation, molecular function: protein binding. The record is from RefSeq and is a predicted model, not a curated record. Lineage: Eukaryota; Metazoa; Porifera; Demospongiae; Haplosclerida; Niphatidae. The transcript is spliced from 2 exons. The coding region runs from base 31 to 600 and encodes 189 amino acids.
UUUCCAAAACAUAUAAAACCCAGACACUACAUGGCAUUACGAAUAUGCUUAAGAAAAGUUAUUAUUUGUAUUGAAGAAGAACGACUUGACGAAGGCUCGCAUAAAAACAAAUGGUCUGAAUAUGUUGAGGAUCUAUGGUCAGAAGAAAAACUAGAGCACCUGAGAGAAAUGGCAACUGAAAUUGAUUACACUCAAGUUUAUGAUCCAGUCAAAGGUGCAUAUGGCUUUGAUGAUGAGGAAAUCAUAGCAGAAGAAAGCAUUAUGACUGAAGAAAAUGAUAGCAUGCCUGAAGUGUCACAAGAUUCUCCAAAGUUAAGCAGACCUGAGAAUGUUAGUGAAGAAGCUCCACCUGCAGCUCAAACCAGUGAUCAUGACCUUAGUGCUGCAGCUGAAAAAGUUACUUCUACAGAUGUAUCGGACUAUCUUCGCUCCCUGAAAUUAAAUCAAUACAUUGAGGAGUUUAUGGAAAUGGAAAUUGAUGGUAUUGCUUUGUUUGAUAUUGAUGAUGAAACCUUGGAAACACUGGGUGUGGACACAAAGAAAGACAGGCUUAAAAUAAAGACCCGGUUUAAGCAAUGGUUAAGAAAAAAGCCUGUGUAGAUCUAGUAUACUGGUAAUUUACAUCCAUAAUUAUUGUAGUUUGUAGUGACUUUGCUGAUUUAAACUAGCUAGACUAAUUAAUACAAUAUUUUUAUAGAUUUGAGUGGAACUUUUUUGUGCUGAACUAUUUAAAAAUUGCAAUGUUUAGUCAGAUUUAAUAGUAAAUUUUAUGAUUUUAAUAAUUAUUAGAAUUUUUGCACAAAUUUUAUUAUGCCAACAACUGAUAUGCAUGAAAAUGGAAGAUGAAAAACCACUGACAACAUUGCAGUAAUAGAGAACUAAUUCUUCUUUUUAGAUUCAUUUUCACUGAACU